Messenger RNA from Propithecus coquereli (Coquerel's sifaka), 4734 nucleotides. RefSeq names its product adhesion G protein-coupled receptor B1 (gene ADGRB1). Lineage: Eukaryota; Metazoa; Chordata; Mammalia; Primates; Indriidae. The record is from RefSeq and is a predicted model, not a curated record. Gene Ontology annotation, molecular function: G protein-coupled receptor activity. The transcript is spliced from 32 exons. Gene Ontology annotation, biological process: negative regulation of angiogenesis; cell surface receptor signaling pathway; G protein-coupled receptor signaling pathway. Gene Ontology annotation, cellular component: plasma membrane. The coding region runs from base 1 to 4734 and encodes 1577 amino acids.
AUGAGGGGCCAGGCCGCCGCCCCGGGCCCCGUCUGGAUCCUUGCCCCGCUGCUGUUGCUGCUGCUGCUGCUGGGGCGCCGGGCGCGUGCGGCCGUCGGGGCAGACACUGGGCCCGGGGCCCAGCCGUGCGCCACGCUGGUGCAGGGCAAGUUCUUCGGCUACUUCUCGGCGGCUGCCGUGUUCCCCGCCAACGCCUCGCGCUGCUCCUGGACGCUGCGCAACCCAGACCCGCGACGCUACACGCUCUACAUGAAGGUGGCCAAGGCACCCUCGCCCUGCGGUGGCCUAGGCCGCGUGCACACCUACCAGUUCGACUCCUUCCUCGAGUCCACCCGCACCUACCUGGGUGUGGAGAGUUUUGACGAGGUGCUGCGGCUGUGCGACCCCUCCGCGCCCCUCGCCUUCCUGCAGGCCAGCAAGCAGUUCCUGCAGAUGCGGCGCCAGCUGCCACCCCAUGACGACGACCUCGGCCCCCCUGGUGGGCCCAGCGAUGACUUCUCCGUGGAGUACCUGGUCGUGGGCAACCGCAACCCCAGCCGGGCCGCCUGCCAGAUGCUGUGCCGCUGGCUGGACGCCUGUCUGGCUGGCAGCCGCAGCUCACACCCCUGUGGCAUCAUGCAGACCCCCUGUGCCUGCCUGGGUGGCGACACCAGCGACCCUGCCUCUGGCCCCCUGGCUCCCCGCGGGGACGUCUGCUUGAGAGACGCUGUGGCUGGUGGCCCUGAGAACUGCCUCACCAGCCUGACCCAGGACCGGGGCGGGCACGGCGCCACAGGCGGCUGGAAGCUGUGGUCCCUGUGGGGCGAGUGCACGCGGGACUGUGGGGGCGGCCUGCAGACGCGGACGCGCACCUGCCUGCCCGCGCCAGGCGUCCACGGAGGUGGCUGCGAGGGGGUGCUGGAGGAAGGCCGCCUGUGCAACCGCAAGGCCUGUGGCCCCGCUGGGCGCACCAGCUCCCGGAGCCAGUCCCUGCGGUCUACGGAUGCCCGGCGGCGCGAGGAGCUGGGGGACGACCUGCAGCACUUUGGGUUCCCAGCCCCCCAGACUGGUGACCCGGCAGCCGAGGAGUGGUCCCCGUGGAGUGUGUGCUCCAGCACCUGUGGCGAGGGCUGGCAGACCCGCACGCGCUUCUGCGUGUCCUCCUCCUACAGCACACAGUGCAGCGGGCCCCUGCGCGAGCAGCGGCUGUGCAACAACUCCGCCGUGUGCCCAGUGCAUGGUGCCUGGGACGAGUGGUCGCCCUGGAGCCUCUGCUCCAGCACCUGUGGCCGUGGCUUUCGGGACCGCACGCGCACCUGCAGGCCCCCACAGUUUGGAGGCAACCCCUGUGAGGGCCCUGAGAAGCAAACCAAGUUCUGCAACAUUGCCCUGUGCCCGGGCCGGGCAGUGGAUGGAAACUGGAACGAGUGGUCGAGCUGGAGCGCCUGCUCCGCCAGCUGCUCCCAGGGCCGGCAGCAGCGCACGCGCGAGUGCAACGGGCCUUCCUACGGGGGUGCCGAGUGCCAGGGCCACUGGGUGGAGACACGAGACUGCUUCCUGCAACAGUGCCCAGUGGAUGGCAAGUGGCAAGCCUGGGCAUCGUGGGGCAGCUGCAGCGUCACGUGUGGGGGUGGCAGCCAGCGGCGGGAGCGCAUCUGCUCUGGGCCCUUCUUCGGGGGAGCAGCCUGUCAGGGCCCCCAGGAUGAGUACCGGCAGUGUGGCACCCAGCGGUGUCCCGAGCCCCAUGAGAUCUGUGACGAGGACAACUUUGGGGCCGUGAUCUGGAAAGAGACCCCAGCGGGAGAGGUGGCCGCUGUCCGCUGUCCCCGCAAUGCCACAGGCCUCAUUCUGCGACGCUGUGAGCUGGACGAGGAAGGCAUCGCCUACUGGGAGACGCCCACCUACAUCCGCUGUGUCUCCAUCGACUACCGAAAUAUCCAGAUGAUGACCCGGGAGCACCUGGCCAAGGCUCAGCGAGGGCUGCCGGGGGAGGGGGUCUCAGAGGUCAUCCAGACGCUGGUGGAGAUCUCCCAGGAUGGGACAAGCUACAGCGGGGACCUGCUCUCCACCAUUGAUGUCCUAAGGAACAUGACAGAGAUCUUCCGGAGGGCAUACUACAGCCCCACCCCUGGGGAUGUGCAGAACUUUGUCCAGAUCAUCAGCAACCUGCUGGCAGAGGAGAACCGGGACAAGUGGGAGGAGGCCCAGCUGAUGGGCCCCAACGCCAAGGAGCUGUUCCGGCUGGUGGAGGACUUCGUGGACGUCAUCGGCUUCCGCAUGAAGGACUUGAGGGACGCGUACCAGGUGACAGACAAUCUGGUCCUCAGCAUCCACAAGCUCCCAGCCAGCGGAGCCACUGACGUCAGCCUCCCCAUGAAGGGCUGGCGGGCCACCGGUGACUGGGCCAGGGUGCCGGAGGACAGGGUCACUGUGUCCAAGAGUGUCUUCUCCACGGGGCUGCCAGAGGCUGAUGACUCGUCGGUGUUUGUGGUGGGCACCGUGCUCUACCGAAACCUGGGCAGCUUCCUGGCCCUGCAGAGGAACACGACUGUCCUGAACUCCAAGGUCAUCUCUGUGACUGUGAAGCCACCCCCUCGCUCCCUGCGCACACCCUUGGAGAUCGAGUUUGCCCACAUGUACAACGGCACCACCAACCAGACCUGUAUCCUGUGGGAUGAGACAGAUGUGAGUGCACAGUGCAGGGGAGGAGGGGGCAUGGAGGUCCACCCUGGGCCAGGGCUGGAGGUGGUGCUGCAGCUGCGGGCUGCUCCUGUCUCACCCCUCCCCACCGCCCUGAAACCCUCUCUUGGGCGGUUCACCAGCUGCAGCUUCCAGGGCUGGUCCCCUGGCCCACCCAACCAGCUCCUCCUGGUGGCCCUUGGGAACACUAAGAACAUGGAGAAGGCGACCCUGCCAUCCGUGACGCUCAUCGUGGGCUGCGGCGUGUCCUCACUCACCCUGCUCAUGCUGGUCAUCAUCUACGUGUCCGUGUGGAGGUACAUCCGCUCAGAGCGGUCUGUCAUCCUCAUCAACUUCUGCCUGUCCAUCAUCUCCUCCAACGCCCUCAUCCUCAUUGGGCAGACCCAGACCCGCAACAAGGUGGUGUGCACUCUGGUGGCCGCCUUCCUGCACUUCUUCUUCCUGUCCUCCUUCUGCUGGGUGCUCACCGAGGCCUGGCAGUCCUACAUGGCCGUGACGGGCCGCCUCCGGAAACGCCUCAUCCGCAAGCGCUUCCUCUGCCUGGGCUGGGGGCUCCCUGCGCUGGUCGUGGCCAUUUCCGUGGGAUUCACCAAGGCCAAAGGGUACAGCACCAUGAACUACUGCUGGCUCUCCCUGGAGGGGGGACUGCUCUAUGCCUUCGUGGGACCGGCGGCCGCUGUCGUGCUGGUGAACAUGGUGAUCGGGAUCCUGGUGUUCAACAAGCUCGUGUCCAAAGACGGCAUCACGGACAAGAAGCUGAAGGAGCGGGCAGGGGCCUCCCUGUGGAGCUCCUGCGUGGUGCUGCCGCUGCUGGCGCUCACCUGGAUGUCGGCUGUGCUCGCUGUCACCGACCGCCGCUCCGCCCUCUUCCAGAUCCUCUUCGCGGUGUUCGACUCGCUGGAGGGCUUCGUCAUCGUGAUGGUGCAUUGCAUCCUGCGCAGAGAGGUCCAGGACGCUGUGAAAUGCCGUGUGGUCGAUCGGCAGGAGGAGGGCAACGGGGACUCCGGGGGCUCCUUCCAGAACGGCCAUGCCCAGCUCAUGACCGACUUCGAGAAGGACGUGGAUCUGGCCUGUAGAUCAGUGCUGAACAAGGACAUCGCGGCCUGCCGCACAGCCACCAUCACGGGCACACUGAAGCGGCCGUCGCUGCCCGAGGAGGAGAAGCUGAAGCUGGCCCACACCAAGGGGCCGCCCACCAACUUCAACAGCCUGCCGGCCAACGUGUCCAAGCUGCACCUGCACGGCUCGCCCCGCUACCCUGGCGGGCCCCUGCCCGACUUCCCCAACCACUCGCUGACCCUAAAGAAGGACAAGGCGCCCAAGUCCGCCUUUGUCGGCGAUGGGGACAUCUUUAAGAAGCUGGACUCGGAGCUGAGCCGGGCCCAGGAGAAGGCUCUGGACACGAGCUACGUGAUCCUGCCCACAGCCACGGCCACACUGCGGCCCAAGCCCAAGGAGGAGACCAAGUACAGCAUCAACAUCGACCAGAUGCCCCAGACCCGCCUCAUCCACCUCAGCACGGCGCCUGAUGCCGGCCUGCCUGCCCGCAGCCCACCCUCCCGCGAGCCACAGCCCCUGCCCCCACCACCCACCCUGGAGCCUGCAGCCCCCAGCCUGGGGGAAGCAGGGGAGCCUGCGGCCCACCCAGGACCCAGCUCAGGGGCGGGGACCAAGAACGAGAAUGUCUCCACCUUGUCCGUGAGCUCCCUGGAGCGGCGGAAGUCUCGGUAUGCAGAACUGGACUUCGAGAAGAUCAUGCACACCCGGAAGAGGCACCAGGACAUGUUCCAGGACCUGAACCGGAAGUUGCAGCACGCCGCAGAGAAGGACAAGGAGGUGCUGGGCCCGGACACCAAGCCAGAAAAACAGCAGACGCCCAACAAGCGGCCCUGGGAGAGCCUUCGGAAAGCUCACGGGACACCCACGUGGGUGAAGAAGGAGCUGGAGCCACUGCCGCCAUCGCCGAUGGAGCUGCGGAGCGUGGAGUGGGAGAAGUCGGGUGCCACGAUCCCGCUGGUGGGCCAGGACAUCAUCGACCUCCAGACCGAGGUCUGA